AUGGUGUUCUUUCUUCUCAACUUACUGACCUUUGGCCUGGCCUCGAAGCUUGGACGAGUUACCCAUUACGCGUUUGACGCCGUCCUUUUGUCGGCUUUCCUGGCGGGCAUGAAGCGAUCCACAGGCUUGACCUUCAAGACGGAUAGGCUUGCCGGAGAGAACAAGGAACUGAACGGCUGGAUCCACAAGUACUUGGGUGUCGGCGAGUGGGUUCUGGAUCAGUCCGCCGCCGUAGCAGGUUCAAGUGGGUGGUUUGAGAGGCGGCAGUGA
Messenger RNA from Pyricularia pennisetigena, 270 nucleotides. RefSeq lists its product as uncharacterized. Gene Ontology annotation, cellular component: cytoplasm. The transcript has 4 exons. The coding region runs from base 1 to 270 and encodes 89 amino acids. NCBI's taxonomy places the organism in Eukaryota, Fungi, Ascomycota, Sordariomycetes, Magnaporthales, Pyriculariaceae. The record is from RefSeq and is a predicted model, not a curated record.